Messenger RNA from Rhincodon typus (whale shark), 687 nucleotides. RefSeq lists its product as uncharacterized. Bases 1 to 687 code for a protein of 228 amino acids. Lineage: Eukaryota; Metazoa; Chordata; Chondrichthyes; Orectolobiformes; Rhincodontidae. The record is from RefSeq and is a predicted model, not a curated record. The transcript has 5 exons.
AUGACAGAAGUGUCAAAGGCUCGGUUGCAUGCAUUUAACGAGAGAAUCACAGCCAACUUGGUGGCAACCAUAUUCCUAACCUAUGAAAAGUGCGAACUUUCCCAGUGCAUCACCGACGAUCUGGUGGUGAUAGCAGUUACUGAUUGUCAUGUCAUCAUCACGUCUGACAUCCUCAACCUGUUUGCAGGUUUGGCUGGGCAGUAUUCGGUGUCUCAGGAUUCAUCUGAAUUCAUGAUUCUAGAAACUCAGAGCGUGGUAAUCGAGUGUCAUUACACGCAGCUAUUCUUUCUGUGGUGCAGUUCUGGAGUGUUUGAAUCAGACUAUAACGUCAUGAAGGGGAUGUCAGAUCUGAGCGAUGGCGUUUCUGUUACUCAGCGGGAGCCCUCAUUCACGCAAACAGAGGGGAAAUAUGUCACUUUAACCUGCACGUACACCGGUAACGUUUAUUACUUGUUCUGGUACCGCCAGUCCCGUGGAAGAAAGCCCGAGUUCGCAGUCCGGGCUUUCGAGACUAGUGAUGCUGAAUUUAAGAAGGAUUUCGCUCAGAAGCGGUUUUCUAGUACAGUCCAGCAGUCAGAUAAGUUGUACCGAUCGACGAUCUCGGAUCUGCUGCUGUCUGACACCGCUGUCUAUUACUGUGCGGCGAGCUUCACACUCAUGAGAAAAAGCGACAGUAUCGUACAAUAA